This is a messenger RNA of Cynoglossus semilaevis (tongue sole), 6497 nucleotides long. It is a transcript of the gene ap3d1, whose product is annotated as adaptor related protein complex 3 subunit delta 1. NCBI's taxonomy places the organism in Eukaryota, Metazoa, Chordata, Actinopteri, Pleuronectiformes, Cynoglossidae. The record is from RefSeq and is a predicted model, not a curated record. The transcript has 35 exons. The coding region runs from base 260 to 4114 and encodes 1284 amino acids. Gene Ontology annotation, biological process: neurotransmitter receptor transport, postsynaptic endosome to lysosome; anterograde synaptic vesicle transport; synaptic vesicle membrane organization. Gene Ontology annotation, cellular component: endosome membrane; presynaptic endosome; terminal bouton.
ACUCUAGUCAGCUGACACCGGGCGCCAUUUUGUCAGCCAUUUCCUACACUCAUCCAUUGCCAGCGUCUCUGUACGGCACGGGACACUCCAUCUGGCCUCAGCUUCAUCCGCCCGGGCUUUGGCAAACAGCGGCGGACCUUGCAUUCACGGUACCCGGGUGGAUGAGAAACGGUGUAGCGGGUCGGUCUUCACCCACCACCAGACCUUCUGCAAGGAACUCACCCCCGCUGGACAGUAGCGGUACGAGUCACGGAUAGACAUGGCUCUGAAGAUUGUCAAAGGGAGCAUCGAUCGGAUGUUCGAUAAAAAUCUCCAGGAUUUAGUACGUGGCAUCAGGAAUCACAAGGAUGAUGAGGCCAAGUACAUCUCCACAUGCAUUGAUGAGAUCAAGCAGGAGCUCAAGCAGGACAACAUCGCUGUCAAAGCCAAUGCUGUGUGCAAGCUCACCUACCUUCAGAUGCUGGGCUAUGAUGUCAGCUGGGCUGCUUUCAACAUUGUUGAAGUCAUGAGCUCCUCCAAGUUUACAUACAAAAGGAUUGGUUAUCUGGCUGCUUCACAGUGUUUCCAUGAGAGCACUGAUGUCAUCAUGUUGACUACCAAUCAAAUACGAAAGGAUCUCAGCAGCCCGAACCAGUACGACACAGGUGUUGCCCUCACUGGUCUCUCCUGUUUUGUGACCCCUGACCUUGCCCGGGACUUGGCCAAUGACAUUAUGACACUGAUGUCCCACACUAAACCUUACAUCAGAAAGAAAGCAGUUCUGAUCAUGUACAAGGUCUUUCUUAAGUACCCGGAAUCCCUGCGUCCAGCUUUUCCCAGGCUGAAGGAGAAACUAGAGGAUCCAGAUCCAGGUGUCCAGUCAGCAGCAGUGAAUGUCAUCUGUGAGCUGGCUCGCAGAAAUCCCAAGAACUACCUGUCCCUGGCCCCACUCUUCUUCAAACUCAUGACUUCUUCUACAAACAACUGGGUUCUUAUAAAGAUUAUCAAGCUGUUUGGUGCACUUACUCCGCUGGAGCCACGGUUAGGAAAGAAGCUGAUUGAACCUCUGACAAAUCUAAUCCACAGUACCUCUGCCAUGUCUCUGCUCUAUGAGUGUGUCAACACUGUGAUUGCAGUGUUGAUUUCAUUGUCCUCGGGGAUGCCCAACCACAGUGCUAGUAUCCAGCUCUGUGUGCAGAAGCUGCGAAUCCUGAUUGAAGACUCGGACCAGAACUUGAAGUACCUGGGCCUGCUGGCCAUGUCUAAGAUCCUGAAGACACAUCCCAAAUCAGUUCAGUCUCAUAAGGACCUCAUCCUCCAGUGUCUGGAUGACAAGGAUGAGUCCAUUCGUCUCCGGGCUCUCGACCUGCUCUAUGGAAUGGUAUCUAAAAAGAACUUGAUGGAGAUUGUGAAGAAACUGAUGCUUCAUGUGGACAAGGCUGAGGGAACCACCUACAGAGAUGAACUUCUCACCAAGAUCAUUGACAUAUGUAGCCAGAGCAACUAUCAAUACAUCACCAACUUUGAAUGGUACAUCAGUAUUUUGGUGGAGCUGACCCGGUUAGAGGGCACACGGCACGGUCACCUCAUCGCUUCUCAGAUGCUGGACGUUGCCAUCCGAGUUAAAGCUAUCCGGGUGUUUGCCGUAGCUCAAAUGGCCACUCUCCUGGACAACGCCCACCUGCUGACUGGGAACAUGCAGCGAAAUGGCAUCUGCGAAGUCUUGUAUGCUGCGGCCUGGAUCUGCGGCGAGUUCUCAGAGCACCUGGAGAACCCAAUGCAGACACUGGAGGCCAUGCUCAGGCCUAAAGUAGCCACACUACCAGGCCACAUUCAGGCAGUGUAUGUGCAGAAUGCUGCUAAACUGUUUGCUACAGUGUUGAAGAGCCAGGAGGGAAACACAGACGGCACUGUCACACAAGACACCAGCCAGCUGAUGAUCGAGAGGCUGCCGGUCUUUGUCCAGAGUGCCAACCUGGAGGUGCAAGAGAGGGCAUCGUGCAUCCUGCAGCUUGUCAAGUACAUUCAGAAACUGCAGCAGAAGGAUGUGGAAGUAGCAGAGGAAGUGAGUGCAUUAUUCGCUGGAGAACUCAAUCCUGUUGCUCCCAAGGCACAGAAAAAAGUGCCCGUUCCUGAAGGCCUGGACCUGGACACCUGGAUCAAUGAGCCUCCCUCUGAGAGCGAGUCUGAAGAUGAGCAGCCAAAGGCCAUUUUUACCAAGGAGGAGCCGAAACACUCACGGGCUCGACACACAGAGGUGGAUGAGAAGGAGCUGGCAAGGGUGAGAUGCUCGAAGACUGUGGCUGCCUUCACUGCUAUAAGAAGAGAAGCCAGAAAGCAAGAACAAGCCAACAACCCCUUCUACAUUAAGUCUUCACCAUCAUCUCAGAAGGUUUACCAGGAAACUCCUGGAGUAGAUCACAUCCCAGUCAUUCAGAUUGACCUCACUGUGCCUCUAAAAGUCCCAGGUCUGCCCAUGUCUGACCAGUAUGUCAAGCUGGAGGAGGAGCGUCGGCAGAAGGAGAGAGCAGAGAAGAAAAAGAAAGAUAAGAAGAAGAGGAAAGAGAAGCGCAGCGGACGAGGAAAGAAACAUGAUUCCGGCCCGGAGAGUGAAGAGGACAUCACUCCUGCGCACAUGGUCGACAUAGUUACUGAGGAGAUGCCAGAGAAUGCCUUACCCAGUGAUGAUGAUGAGAAAGAUCCCAAUGACCCCCACAAAGCACUGGACAUUGACCUGGACAAUUUGGAAAUGUCAGGGCACAGACCUCUUGCGGACAGUGAGAAAAUACCAGUUAGGUCUCAUCGUGCAGCAGAAGCUGCAAAGAGCCCUGUAGAGGACAGAGAUGCAGACGGCAUCGCCACACAGCUGCCAAAGAAGAAGCAUGGCAAAGAAAAGAGGGAGGAAAAAAAGAAGAAGGAUAAAGACAGGGAAAGGAAGAAAAGCAAAGAUGAAAAGAAGAAGAAGAAACACAAAAGUGAGGAAAAAGACGGAGAUCUCCUAGGGGCUGAGGUGGAUGAGCCUGUGGUCCAAUCAGAGGAACCCAGUCAAGCCUCAGAGCCACCCACAUCCAACAGUGCUGAGGUUUCGGAUCUGGAUUUCUGGCUCUCAAAUGCUCCAGUGCCCUCUAACAUCCAGGAAGUUCCAAAAGUAGCAGCCGCAGAAGCAGCCUCAGCAGCUGAGGUGAUCUCAGGAGGAGCACAGGACUCGGAGCCUGACGAACCCAAAGACGCCGAAAUGGAAGCCACUAAGCCUUCCAAACACAAGAAAAAGAAGCAGAAGAAGGAGAAGGAAGAUAAGGAGAAGAAAAAGAAGAAGCAUCAUCACUACCAUCACCACAGUGAUGGAGUUGGAGAAGAGUCGGUGCAGAACGGCACGGUGGAGGAGGAGGAGGAGCCUCUUCCGUCCAUGUCCAAUUACUGCCUGUUGGCUGAGAACUCCUACAUUAAAAUGAUGAUGGAAGAUGCUGAUCAGGUUUAUGACAUCCAGGGGAACCUGCAGGACGGCAGUCAGGUCGUGGUGUCGGUCAUAUUUGAAAACAAGUGUGAUAGUUUCCUCAAAUCCAUGGAGUUCAAUGUCUUGGACUCUCUUAACUCCAAACUUCAGAGGCCAGAAGGUUCAGGUCCACACGACAGCCUCGCCGUUCCCUUCCAGCUCCCACCUGGUGUGUCCAACGAGGCAAGAUAUGUCUUCACCGUUCAGAGCAUUGUGAUGCCACAGAAACUUAAGGGAACAUUAACCUUUAUUGUAAAGACUGAAGAAUCUUCCACUCAUGAGAAACUGGACUUCAAACUGCACUUUACCUGCACCUCCUACUUAAUCACUACUCCCUGCUACAGUGAUGCAUUUGCAAAGCUGUUGGAGUCGGCUGACCUGAAGAGCAGCUCUGUCCGACUGGAGGGGGUAAACAUGCCCUUCCAUCACCUUCUAGCCAGGAUCUGCUUCCAUCACCAUUUCUCAGUCGUGGAGAGGAUCGACUCCUGUGCCUCCAUGUACAGCAGGUCUAUCCAGGGUCACCAUGUCUGUCUACUCGUCAAAACUUCUGGUCAGACAGUUUCCAUUGACGCUAAAUGUGAUGAGCCGAUGCUGCUUGGGAAUGUGUUGGAUGAAAUCAAGCAGACCUUCUCUCAGUGCUGAUUGUGUCUGACAGCCCCAGGUUUACCCCUAACCUGGUCAUAUAAGCCCACACUCCCUACCUGGCAACUCUACACAAUAUAAUCAUGUUACAGAAAUACUGCAGUUGGCACUUCCAUUGCUGUGUCAUUAGUCCUGAUAUUUGCAACAUUUUUCUGACCUUUUACCUUCCCCUAUUUUACUUCAUGUCUAUUGUUUCCUGUGUACCCUGAGCUCAAUGGUUUCUCACACGUUUCAUCUUCUCUGUGAUGCACUUUUAUUUUACACCCUCCUCCCCCCAUUUUCUGACAGCCACCUUUUCCAUCCUGACUCUAAACCUGUUUCUGGAUGACCUGUUCCUUCCUGCUUACUUUUUCCCCACUUCCAUUCUGUCGGCACCCAAGUCGAAGACAGUGUAAUGUAAUUUAAUGUUGAAAACUGGACUUUUGCUGUUGAUGGUUGAAUUGUUUUUACUGUUUUGAAGUUUUUCUUUUGUUGUUUGUUUGCUUUUGUCCUUUUUGUGUAAAAGCCUUCCUGCGCCUUUGUCACAGCCUGUUCUUUCUGCUCACCAAACAUCUGUGCAGGACUAGAAUACGUCAGGUUUCUCUGAUGGGUCCAAGCUGAUAACAUUGGGAAUUUUGAUCUUCUCUGCUCUCAACUUGUCUUCAUCUUCUGACAAAUUGCGUAGAGAAAACCAGACACCAAGGGACUGCAUUGGGAAGUGAGAGUAGCAAUGAAUCCAAAGCUACAUGUAAGGCAUAAGUCCUAAGCUAUAAUCAGAGCUCCUGCCCAUUGGCAACGCUCAGCACCAACGAGCUAGUGCCAUGCGUCAGAAUCAUUGAUAACUAGAGGAGGAUUCGAACAGCAGGUCAUUGGUUUUGCUCUGUGCCUUAGUCAUGCACUCUCACCUCCUCCAACACUUCAAGGCUAAUACAAGGAGUCUUAUUACCCCUAACAAAACAUCGAUGAAUUUAAAACUGGCAACAGAUGAGUGUAGUAUAAUUUGUGAGAUUUCGGUUUUAGCACAAGACAGUUUACUGUCAGGAUGAUGUCACCUCAGUCUGUCUCCGCUUUCCAUUAAAUCUGGAGUUGUUGGUUGUAUAAAAGAUGUUAUAACUGUACAGAAACAUUCUCAUAUAUACAAUGCCGCUAUAGUGUUUGACUGCCGACAUUUGUGUCACCAGUUGGUGGAAUAAACAGUGAAACAAAGUGGUAAGAAGCAGGAAUCAGGUUAUGUUCCAAUUUAUGUUCAAGUCCCGUAACGAGGAAUUAAAUAAUGGCAUAUUUACACUGUCAUUUUUAUAACCUCCUCCAUGGAGUUGUUGCAGUUGGUCCCUCUUGUAAACACAGACUGUGAAACAUUCAAUGAUUUCAGCUUCUCCUGAGUUAGUAUUAAGCAUCGUGGCUUCUAUGCUGUAAACAGAACAGAGUUUUAGUCCAGACGUCCAGAUGUCUUGCAUACAAAUCCAGUUUCUUUUCAGCAACUGUCUUUUCACUUUUUGUGUGUUGAUGUGUUAUUUUUAACCAGAAAGACCGUUUAUAAGAAAAGGCCUCUUAGACCGCCCUCGGAGGGAUUCAACGUUUAAAUCAAUUAUCUCACUACUUGCUCCAGUACCACGUUCUGACCUAAAGUCUCUGUUUAUACAUUAUAAAAAAACAAGGCCCCUCCAUGUUCAUCUGUUGAUAUUCAAACUAUGGAAGUGUUUGCUAGAUCGGCUCGCAACAGAUGUCGUAAGCAGUAUGCCAGAAAUGACAGUCCAAAAUGUAUUUGUAUGUCGUUUCUAUUACUAACAAUGAAUGAAAUCAGGAAGAAGAAACACUUAACAAUCACACAUGGUCAAAUAUUGUUCCUGUGCAUAUUUGAAUAAAUUUGUAAAUCGCAUGGUUAGAAAUGUACACUUUAUUUUCUCUCUUUUUUUUCACGAACAUUCCAUCUUGUAUUUUCUUUUUUUUAAAUACCUAUACAUUUUAAAGUGAUAUUAUUGAAUGUUUUAAAUUAUUAAACACGGGGGAAAGAAAAGGGGGUUCUAUCGGCUGUCAUGACACACAGGGCUUGGGGCACAGUAUAUAAUAGAUAGAAUUGGUCAAGUGAAGCAGUGUACUGAAAGACUCAGCCCACUGUCUAAAUCUGCUUUUCUUCAGUUGUAGUGACUUAUUUUACCAAGUUUGGCUUGUGAGGUUGAAGUAUACUCCAAUAUGACCCAGAUAUAUAUAUUUUUGAAGGUCCUGUCUGUUGAUUUCUCCAUUCUUGAUUCUGCAACUGUAUAAAGUAAUGUUUUUAAGAGGGCAACAUGAGUUAUCUACAUUCCCUUUAAAGAAUUCCACCCAAAAUUAAAAAAAUAAAAGGCUGUAAGAUGAUGCUGUAGUCUUUUUGUGUUACAGUGAAUCAAUAAACAUUCACAAAAGA